Penicillium angulare is the source of this 534-nucleotide messenger RNA. Its product is annotated as molybdopterin synthase catalytic subunit. The record is from RefSeq and is a predicted model, not a curated record. Gene Ontology annotation, biological process: Mo-molybdopterin cofactor biosynthetic process. Gene Ontology annotation, cellular component: cytosol. The coding region runs from base 1 to 534 and encodes 177 amino acids. NCBI's taxonomy places the organism in Eukaryota, Fungi, Ascomycota, Eurotiomycetes, Eurotiales, Aspergillaceae. Gene Ontology annotation, molecular function: molybdopterin synthase activity. The transcript has a single exon.
AUGACAUCAGAACAAUCCUCCCUCCCAGCGCACCUUGAUCCAACAACCUACCCACGCACAAGCCAUGACCCAGCGCAAAACAUCCACCUAACACUCACGUACUCUCCGCUCGACGCAAAUAACUACUUAGCACAUACAUCUUCUCCAGAGGCCGGCGCUAAUGUCCUCUUCGUUGGCACAACGCGUGAUACAUUUGAGGGCCGUGCCGUCUCCCAGCUUAGCUAUACAUGUUAUCCGCCACUAGCUAUGAAAACGCUUACGGCGAUCGCCGAAGAUGCGAUUAAAACGCAUGAUCUGAAGGGAGUGAGCAUUGCGCAUAGAAUGGGCGUUGUGCCGAUUGGAGAGGCUUCUAUUACUAUUGCGGUUAGUGCUGGGCAUCGGGGUGCGGCGUGGAGAGCGGGCGAGGAGGUGUUGGAGGCUUGUAAGGAGAAGGCGGAGAUUUGGAAGAGAGAGGAGUUUGUUGAUGGGGGGAAGGAGUGGAGGGCGAAUACUGAUCGGGAUGCGGAGGGGAAAUUGGUUGAGGGUGAUCGGUGA